CCACAACUGUGACAAUGAAAACACCAAAGUUAGUUGAAGUUAUUUCGCGAACAAUGCCAACGAGCAAACAGCGGACAGGCGCAUAACCUCAGAAAACAGGUCAUUUGCUGCUGAGGAUCACCCUGUUCACAGGAGCCUCCCGCUGGUCUGCAGUAUUAUUGGACUCCCCGGUGAAUUAUUAACUGCGAUCAUUUGAGGACUCCCUCCAUGACAUCCUCAGAUGGACAAACAACAACAACAGGAGAACACCAAGGUCACUGUCAAUGUGGAAGGACCCUUUUUUACUUUAUAAAUGAGUAACUGAAGGAAACAAGACAUCAUGUACUGAUUGAAAUGCUUUUCUAGCUCAUCUGACCGGCCUGCAGCACUCGGAUUAAAUCAGCUUAGAAGCAAAGAAGUUGACCAUUAACCUCUCCCACUGAUAUCAAACACCUCUCCACCUAUAGGCAGCUGCUUCUGUGGCUCCUGAAGCAAAGUUCACUGUGGCAGGUGACAGAGGUCUGUCACACAGCAGGAGCUCGGUCCCUUCUCUGGCCUGUCCUCUAUUUUUCUCAGUUUUAAUAGGAUUAAAUCUGCAAUCAUGGCUACAACCAGUUAUGGAUACUACAGAGGAACUAUAUUUUUGGCCAUGUUUGUGGGCUACACACUGUACUAUUUUAAUAGAAAGACUUUCUCCUUUGUGAUGCCUUCUGUAAUGGAAGAGAUUGAGCUGGAUAAGGAUGACCUGGGCUUGAUCACCAGCAGUCAGUCUUUAGCCUACGCUAUCAGUAAGUUUAUCAGCGGUGUGCUUUCGGACCAGAUCAGCGCCCGCUGGCUCUUCUCCAUUGGCCUGUUCAUGGUGGGAAGCAUCAAUGUGUUCUUCUCCUGGUCUUCCACUGUCGCCGUCUUCGCUGCCCUGUGGUUUCUGAACGGCCUAGGCCAGGGCCUCGGCUGGCCUCCCUGCGGUAGAGUGUUGCGUAAGUGGUUUGAGCCCUCUCAGUUCGGGACGUGGUGGGCAGUCCUCUCCUGCAGCAUGAAUCUGGCUGGCAGCUUGGGCCCCAUUAUUGCCGCGGUGCUUGCCCAGAGUUACAGCUGGAGGACCAUACUGUCAGUGUCGGGAAUGAUUUGUGUGGUGGUCUCCUUCGUCUGCCUGCUGGUCAUCAAGAAUGAGCCUAAGGAUGUGGGGCUGCCCAGUAUAGAGGCAACAGCCAAGAAGAGUAAAGGAGGAUCUUCCAGUGAUGAAAGUACCCUGUCUGAGUUCCUGCUGUCACCUUACCUGUGGUUGCUGUCUAUGUCCUACCUGGUGGUGUUUGGGGUGAAGACAGCCUGCACAGACUGGGGCCAGCUGUUUCUCAUUCAGGACAAAGGCCAAUCUACACUUAUGGGUAGCUCAUACAUGAGCGCCCUGGAGGUCGGAGGCCUGGUGGGCAGUCUCGUAGCUGGUUAUCUCUCUGACAAGGCUGUGGCCAAGCAAGGCAUGAGAAUUUACGGCAAUCCUCGCCAUUUCAUCCUGAUGUGCAUGAUGGCUGGAAUGUAUGUGUCCAUGUACCUGUUCAGAGUCACAGUUACUCCUGACAGUCCCAAGAUGUGGAUAAUCAGCUUGGGUGCUGCUUUUGGCUUCUCCUCUUAUGGACCAAUAGCACUAUUUGGAGUCAUUGCCAAUGAAAGCGCCCCAUCCAACUACUGUGGAACAUCACAUGCCAUUGUUGCCCUGAUGGCCAACGUUGGUGGCUUCCUGUCUGGACUUCCGUUCAGCACCAUUGCCAAGCACCACAGCUGGGAAACGGCCUUCUGGGUAGCAGAGAUCACCUGUGGUGCCACCACUGUCGGAUUCUUCCUGUUGCGCAACAUCCGAACUAAGAUGGGCCACGUGGCCAAGAAAUCAGAGUGAAACACCUCAUGUUCCGCACUGGGAUGAAAACUGAGUAUUUUAAGCCAUUAUUGUAUUUUUCAUACACACACACACACACACACACACAUACAUACACUACCACUGUUUUUCUCAGUCAGCCUUAAGGGACCUAAGUGUAAUUGAAACUCAGAGAUACUUACUGCAUCAGUAACUCAACAAAGGACCAUUAUGUGUUAAUGACAGAAGCAUAAACUGGAGCCUGGUUUAUAAACGGGUAUAUUGCACAAUAUCUGUUUUUAAGAAAGUGUUGGAAUAAAAAAAAUCAUGAAUGCAAGACCUA
Monopterus albus (swamp eel) is the source of this 2171-nucleotide messenger RNA. RefSeq names its product solute carrier family 37 member 4a (gene slc37a4a). Bases 581 to 1870 code for a protein of 429 amino acids. Gene Ontology annotation, molecular function: glucose 6-phosphate:phosphate antiporter activity. Gene Ontology annotation, cellular component: endoplasmic reticulum membrane. The transcript has 9 exons. Gene Ontology annotation, biological process: glucose-6-phosphate transport; phosphate ion transmembrane transport. The record is from RefSeq and is a predicted model, not a curated record. NCBI's taxonomy places the organism in Eukaryota, Metazoa, Chordata, Actinopteri, Synbranchiformes, Synbranchidae.